AUCAAUUUCGAAUCGAUUUUCCUAUUUCGACUUCGAAAAAUAUUAAGUUUUACAUGAUAUCGAUCUGAGGCCGGGGGCAUUAGCCCAGUGGGUCAUUUCAUUUUGUACACCUACGUAAACUGCUAAACUCUUCAAAAACGGCAACAAACUUUCGUUACCUAAUCAGUAGCUUAUUAGAAAUCUAAUUUUGUGUGGUAUUAUGAAACUUUCAGUGAUUCUGUCCAAGUGUUGAAUAUGUCUGUUGAUUUAAACACGAAUCGUACUUCGAUAUCAAAUGCCUGGAGAGAUGUGGUUGAUGAUAAAACCAGCACCAACUGGGCUGUUUUUGGAUAUGAAGGCCUAACCGACGUGCUGACAGUUGUUGGAAAAGGAAAUAACGGUAUUGAUGAAAUGAAAGAUGAACUGAAUAGUGGUAAAGUUAUGUACGCUUUCUGUAAAGUAAUCGAUCCGAAAACAAGUCUCAAUAAAUAUGUGUUAGUCAAUUGGCAAGGCGAAGGAGCACCGGUUUUCAGAAAAGGUGUAUGUGCCAAUCACAUUCGAGAUGUUUCGAAUAUUCUAAAAGGUACUCAUCUCACCGUUAAUGCUCGUACCGAAGAAGACGUAGAUACAGAUUCGAUUACUGAAAAACUAUCCAAGUUCACAGCAUCUGCGUACUCAUUCGAUGAAAGACUCGAUUUAUCUAAAGAUGGUUUCCAAAAAAUGGAUCCAGCUUAUAAAAAAGUUGAGCCUAGAAAAGAAAUCAAUUCGGAAGAACGAGAUAAAUUUUGGGCUCAAGAAGAAGAACAAGAAAAGAAAAGGCAGCUAGAGGAAAUUAAAAAAAAGCAAGAAGAAGUUUUAAAAUUGGAACAAGAACGUAUCAAGAGAGAAAUGGAAGACGCGAAAAAAAGAGAACUACAAGCAGCUGAGGAGAUUGUCAUAGAAAAAAGUCACAGUCCUAAAAAAAUAAUUGAAACUUCCACUAAUAUUUUUAGUAAAAUAGAACAAAUUGAAAAAUCAAAAGAUACUCGUCAGGAAUCGAGUAAAAGUUUAAAAGACGAAGCUAGAGAGUUAAUUUCACGCAGAACUUCCGACGUAAGAGCAGUAUUUGAACAAAAUACUUCUGCAGGACAGCUUAGCUCGUCUAGAAAAUCUUCCGCGCAAUAUAAUGAAAUCAACAGUAUUCGAAAUGGGUCGCAAGAAAAUAAAUUGAAUGGUAAUUAUAAGAAUGGAGAAAGUCUCGAGAAUAAUGUAAUUUCCAAUAACGUGGAAUCUGUCGAGUCCAAAACUGAGGUCAUAUCUAAAAUUAAUCCUGAGGAGAAUGAUAUUGAAGUUGCUGAACAGAACGGUGAAAUUUAUCAUGACGAAUUAUUGGAUUCGGAUUUAAAAGCUCAAGCAUUAUACGAUUAUCAAGCAGCUGACGAAACUGAAAUCUCUUUUGAUCCUGGCGAUAUUAUCAGUCACAUCGAACGUAUUGAUCCCGGUUGGUGGCAAGGCCUGGCGCCAAAUGGUAGUUACGGUCUGUUUCCUGCCAACUACGUACAAUUGCUUCCUUGAAUAAUUUCAUUAAGUUUACUCUGAGUACCAUUACCAUCUCAACAUUAAGUUAUUUAUUAUUGUUAAUAAUUCUCAUUGUGUUGAAUUUCAAGUACUUAUUUAAAGUUUUUUUGUACUUAAUUUUUUAGGUUAUUUAUUUUUUUAAAUUCGAAUUUUAUGCAUUGCAUUUUUUUCGUUAAGUUUUGAUACUUCAUUAAUGUCGUUUUUAUUUCUCUCGUGGGUACCUGAAUAGGAAUUGUUAGUUAUUUAAUAACACACCAAUAUUUUUUCAAGAUUCGUUUUUGUUCUUAUUUAUGCUUUAGUAAUAAUCAAAUAUUAUUGUGCAAUAUUUUUGUCACCUAUUAUUGAAUUGAUUAACCAUUUCUAAACGUUUGCAAUGUGUAGGUUAAUUUAAAUAUGUAUACCAUGUUAGUUGAUCUAAUGAUAUUAGGAACGAUUUCAAAGUGUUGGAUUAGUUUUUAAAAUUGAUUUAAAAUUAAAAUUAUAGUGAAAUUAUGUUUGUGAAGUGAAAAAAGUUAUCAGGAAUAAUGUGAAUUAUGAUGUGCUGAGUUGAAAUCGAAAUAAAAAUUCUCUAAUUUAUUUUCUCAAUAAAAA
Molecule: messenger RNA, 2127 nt
Organism: Planococcus citri (citrus mealybug)
Lineage: Eukaryota; Metazoa; Arthropoda; Insecta; Hemiptera; Pseudococcidae
Gene: Abp1
Product: Actin binding protein 1
Exons: 12
Coding region: 235-1533 (432 amino acids)
Biological process (GO): neuron projection morphogenesis; positive regulation of dendritic spine morphogenesis; regulation of actin filament polymerization
Cellular component (GO): lamellipodium; postsynaptic density; site of polarized growth
Molecular function (GO): actin filament binding
Source: RefSeq, a predicted model, not a curated record